Mugil cephalus (flathead mullet) is the source of this 4174-nucleotide messenger RNA. Its product is annotated as metabotropic glutamate receptor 8-like. Gene Ontology annotation, cellular component: membrane. Gene Ontology annotation, biological process: regulation of synaptic transmission, glutamatergic; G protein-coupled glutamate receptor signaling pathway. The record is from RefSeq and is a predicted model, not a curated record. Lineage: Eukaryota; Metazoa; Chordata; Actinopteri; Mugiliformes; Mugilidae. Bases 904 to 3663 code for a protein of 919 amino acids. The transcript is spliced from 11 exons. Gene Ontology annotation, molecular function: group III metabotropic glutamate receptor activity.
CGCGCACACACUCUUGCUCUCUGCCACGAUGUCCGGACGCGCUUUUCUCUCCAACGAGGUCGGGAUCAUGUAGUUCCUGGUCAGGCUUGAGAAAAAAAUCCGCCACCGGGGAACUUGAUGAGACCCUCAGACUCUCAUCAGCCUGAACUCGGCUGGUGUGAUGAGCCUGAGAGGCUCCUAUGUUUUCAGUGACGCUGGACUGCCGCGCCGCGCCGCACCACACCGCUCACUGUGAAGAGCUGACAGAAGCGGAGAAAAGCCCCCAACAACAACAACAACAACAACAAAAACAACAAACAAACAAAUACAAAACAAACAUGCGCUUCUCUCUUGUGGAGUCACCCGCAGAUGUCAUCGGGGUUUAGAGGAAUUUACCGACUCUGUCGGGACAAAGAUUCACUCUGUCCUAUUGCAGCAGAAACGGAAAAAAGUGGAUACUGGAUUGAGUCUUCUUUUUUCCUUUAUGGAUGUUGAUGCGGAGCUGAUUGUAUGGGUGAAUUUAACAAAAUAAUGUUAACGCGUGACCAGCAGCUGGGGACAUCUACCUGACCUGUGAAACCAGAGAGGAAACGGAGAAAAUAGGUGUCGGACCACGUCACAUUCACUCAGGGUUGAAGAAAUUUAACAGGUUUUUCGGGUUAAUGUGAAACUGAAGCAGCAGAGACUCUGAAGUUCUGCCUCACACAGGCACACUCACCACAUGAAACUGUACCACAGGAAAACCUCAGGGUCGGUGCUCGUAGGUGGGACCGCUCGCUGUGGUCGACGGUGCCCUGGGUGACAAGACUCCAUGUUCUGGCUCAUCCUCCCUUCGCCACACAACCUCCAUAGCCUUCGCAGCCACCCAGGCACUGAGCGUGCAAUAUUACUGCUCUAUUCCCCUGUAGUUCUACUAACCACAAGAUGGCAACCUGUUUUAAGACCCUGACCUCCAGUUACUACUUGUUCUCACUGCUUGUGCUGAAGAGCUGCUUGCUCCUAGGCACCACCUCCCAGAAGCCCCUUGUGUUACCAGACGCCCAGCAGCCUCUGCAGGAGUACGCCCACUCCAUCCGUCUGGAUGGCGACAUCAUCCUUGGUGGCUUGUUCCCUGUGCAUUCUCGUGGCGAGAGGGGUGUUCCCUGCGGUGAGCUCAAGAAGGAGAAAGGCAUCCAUCGACUGGAGGCUAUGCUGUUUGCCAUCGACCUCAUCAACAAGGACCCAGAGCUGCUUCCCAACGUGACACUCGGGGCACGCAUUCUCGACACGUGUUCACGUGACACCUAUGCGCUGGAGCAGUCGCUCACCUUUGUCCAGGCGCUCAUUGAGAGGGAUGGCUCUGAUGUCCGCUGUACUAAUGGAGACCCGCCCAUCUUUGCCAAGCCAGAUAAAGUGGUGGGUGUCAUCGGGGCGUCAGCCAGCUCUGUGUCAAUAAUGGUGGCCAACAUCCUGCGACUGUUCAAGAUUCCACAGAUCAGCUAUGCCUCAACGGCUCCUGAACUCAGCGACAACACCCGCUAUGACUUCUUCUCUCGUGUGGUUCCUCCAGACUCCUACCAGGCUCAAGCCAUGCUUGACAUCGUCACAGCGAUGGGCUGGAACUACGUGUCCACACUUGCCUCUGAGGGAAACUACGGGGAGAGUGGUGUUGAGGCCUUUGUCCAGAUUUCCAGAGAGUCAGGUGGUGUGUGUAUUGCUCAGUCUCUGAAGAUUCCUCGGGAGCCGAGGCCCGGCGAGUUUGAUAAAAUAAUCCUCCGUCUGCUGGAGACGCCCAAUGCCCGCGCUGUCAUCAUGUUUGCCAACGAAGACGAUAUCCGACGAAUCCUGGAUGCCGCAAAACGCAACAACCUGACUGGUCACUUCCUGUGGGUGGGCUCUGACAGCUGGGGCUCCAAAAUAUCUCCCGUGGUCCAGCAGGAGCAGGUGGCCGAAGGCGCCAUCACCAUCCUCCCCAAGAGGGUGUCUGUGGAUGCAUUCGACCGUUACUUCAAGAGCCGCUCUCUGUCCAACAACCGCAGGAACGUCUGGUUCGCUGAGUUCUGGGAGGAAAACUUCAGCUGUAAGCUGGGGAUGCACGGCAAGAGACCUGGCAGCCCCAAGAAAUGUACAGGGCUGGAGAAAGUUGGCCGUGACUCCACCUACGAGCAAGAGGGGAAGGUGCAGUUUGUGAUGGACGCUGUUUACGCCAUGGCCCACGCUCUGCACCACAUGCACAGAGAGCUCUGCGCAGGAUACCCCGGCCUGUGCCCACGCAUGGCCAACAUUGAUGGCAAGGAGCUGUUGGCCCACAUCCGUGCAGUCAACUUCAAUGGAAGUGCAGGGACUCCGGUCACCUUCAAUGAGAAUGGUGAUGCUCCUGGACGCUACGACAUCUUCCAGUAUCAGAUUAACAAUAGAUCGACUGCAGAGUACAAGGUCAUUGGGCACUGGACCAAUCAACUGCAUCUAAAUAUUGAGGCGCUGCAGUGGGCUUCAGGUGACUUCACCCUACCGUCCUCGGUUUGCAGCUUGCCCUGUCGCACCGGUGAGAGGAAGAAGGUGGUGAAGGGUGUCUCGUGCUGCUGGCACUGUGAGCGCUGUGAGGGAUACCACUUCCAGGCCAGCGAGUUCACCUGCGAACUCUGCCCCUAUGAAAAACGACCCAACCAGAACCGCACCGGAUGCCAGCCCAUCCCCAUCAUCAAGCUGGAGUGGCACUCACCCUGGGCACUGGUGCCCGUCUUCAUCUCCGUCCUGGGCAUCAUCGCUACAACUUUUGUCAUUGUCACAUUCGUGCGCUACAACGACACACCUAUUGUGCGUGCUGCGGGUAGGGAGAUGAGCUACGUCUUGCUGACAGGCAUCUUCCUGUGUUACAUCACCACAUUCCCCAUGAUUGCUGCACCUGAUGUCGUUGUGUGCUCCUUCCGUCGCAUCUUCCUAGGCCUUGGCAUGUGCUUUAGUUAUGCUGCACUGCUCACCAAGACCAACCGUAUCCAUCGCAUUUUCGAGCAGGGCAAGAAGGCAGUGACGGCACCCCGCUUCAUCUCACCAGCCUCUCAACUUGUCAUCACCUUCUCACUCAUCUCAGUUCAGCUGCUGGGCGUCCUUGUUUGGUUUGCUGCUGACCCACCGCACACUUUUGUGGACUAUGGUGAACAGCGCACGCAGGAUCCCGAGAAUGCUCGCGGUGUCCUCAAGUGUGACAUCUCCGACCUGUCCCUCAUCUGCUCCUUGGGAUACAGCAUCCUCUUGAUGGUCACAUGCACUGUUUAUGCCAUCAAGACACGUGGUGUGCCAGAGACAUUCAAUGAGGCCAAACCCAUUGGAUUUACUAUGUACACCACCUGUAUUAUCUGGCUCGCCUUCAUUCCCAUCUUCUUCGGCACAGCACAGUCGGCAGAGCGGAUGUACAUCCAGACGGCCACGCUGACUGUCUCCCUCAGCCUCAGCGCCUCUGUGUCUCUGGGCAUGCUCUACAUGCCAAAGGUGUACAUCAUCAUCUUCCACCCUGAGCAGAACGUGCCUAAACGAAAACGCAGCUUCAAGGCCAUCGUCACUGCUGCCACUAUGACCAGCAAGCUGUCGCAGCUGGCAGCCGAGCGACCCAACGGUGAAGUGAAGACAGAGCUGUGUGAGGGCGUAGAAGCUAGUGUGCCACCGUCAAAAACCACUUACGUCAGCUACACUAACCACGCCAUGUGAAAAAACAGCGCUUUCCAGAUGGGGAUGUCCUGGGAAACACACUGAUUUCUGUCAGACUACGAGGAGACAUCACCACGGACCGAGCAGAAAUUAGGUGCUCCGAACACUGAACCAACACAUCUGUUGUGUUUUUAUGUUUACAGAAAGCAGGGAACUGGCCUCAACUACGCAAAAAUUAUCAUUAAAAACAAACAAACAAACAGAAAACAUCCAAGAGACUUUAAACAUUAAAAGAAUAAAUGAAAGGAAAGUUAAAAAAUAGUUGGGACCAAUCAUAUUUGUUGUUAUUCUAAUUGUAUGUUUAAAAAAAACUUGGUUGUGGUUGUGAAAAUUUCUGAUUCUUGUCUCAUGUCUGUUCGUCGACCUGCAUUAUGAGAUGAGUCUGUUCUGUUUUUGGCUAACUGAAAGGUAGCUUUUGGUUGUGAAAUUUCAAAAUGCCAUGGUUGAACUGAAGCAUGCCCUUUUUUAUACAAAUGAUCUAUUUAUAAUAAAGGAAUGUUUCUCAAGUCGG